Molecule: messenger RNA, 1138 nt
Organism: Anneissia japonica
Lineage: Eukaryota; Metazoa; Echinodermata; Crinoidea; Comatulida; Comatulidae
Product: ubiquitin carboxyl-terminal hydrolase 12-like
Exons: 8
Coding region: 173-1123 (316 amino acids)
Biological process (GO): protein deubiquitination
Cellular component (GO): cytosol; nucleus
Molecular function (GO): cysteine-type endopeptidase activity; cysteine-type deubiquitinase activity
Source: RefSeq, a predicted model, not a curated record
ACAGUCACCUGGCAAAGGUAAAAAUACUCCCAAACCCUCAGCGCACAAACUUGUUUUAGAGGAAUAAAAAGAGAUAGGAAGACCUGAAUAAUGUAAAUGUUCGUUAUCCGUGAAACUUGCAUUUUGACAAGCAACUACAGUGAGUUGGCCCAAUGAAUACUGAACUAUAAAUAUGGGUGCCAAUGCAUCGGCUUUGGAGAAGGAGAUUGGUUCGGACCAGUUUCCACCCAAUGAACACUAUUUUGGAUUAGUCAAUUUUGGGAAUACCUGUUACUGUAAUUCGGUUUUACAAGCACUGUAUUUCUGUAAGCCAUUCCGUGAGCGUGUACUUAGUUAUAAGGCACAGCCCAAGAAGAAGGAGACACUCUUGUCUUGUUUAUCAGACCUCUACAAUAGCAUCACAACCAGUAAGAAGAAAGUUGGUGUCAUUGCCCCAAAGAAAUUUGUUGCCAAAUUAAGAAAAGAAAAUGAACUGUUCGACAAUUACAUGCAGCAGGAUGCCCAUGAAUUUUUAAUAUAUUUGCUUAACACGAUAGCUGACUUACUACAAGCUGAGAAACAAGAAAAGCAAGGUGGAAAGAACAAAGCAAAUGGUCCACAAACAAAUGGCAUGUUGAUUAACCAUCACCCAAGUAAGACAGAUCCCACAUGGGUUCAUGAGAUAUUUCAGGGAACAUUAACAAAUGAGACGAGAUGUCUUACUUGUGAAGGAGUCAGCAGCAAAGAUGAAGACUUCUUGGAUUUAUCAGUUGACGUUGAGCAAAACACAUCCAUUACUCACUGUCUAAGGGUGUUUAGUAAUACAGAAACAUUAUGUUGUGAAUAUAAGUAUUAUUGUGAGACCUGCUGUAGUAAGCAAGAAGCACAAAAAAGGAUGCAGAUUAAGAAAUUACCACAGAUUUUAGCACUGCAUUUGAAGAGGUUUAAAUAUAUGGAGCAAUUGCAUCGGUUCACCAAGCUUUCAUACAGAGUGGUAUUCCCACUGGAACUACGACUGAUGAACACAUCAGAUGAUGCAGACUGCCCUCACAAGCUGUAUGACUUGGUGUCAGUUGUCAUCCAUUGUGGAAGGUAUUUCAACAAUUUUCAUUUAUUUAUUCCGAGGCAGAAAUCAGUCGGCUAAACUGGUGGUAGGCAC